Messenger RNA from Prosopis cineraria, 1107 nucleotides. RefSeq lists its product as uncharacterized. The record is from RefSeq and is a predicted model, not a curated record. Bases 82 to 834 code for a protein of 250 amino acids. The transcript has 4 exons. Lineage: Eukaryota; Viridiplantae; Streptophyta; Magnoliopsida; Fabales; Fabaceae.
UAAUUUCUCGCUAGGUCUUCAGUUCUUCAGUAACGCUGUAGGGUUCGUUUUCUGCUAAGUUCGGAGCUUUCCGAAGACCCAAUGAGCUUGGCUCUUCUCCAAGGCUAUUCUUCGGCCGAAGAAGAAGAAGAACAAGGAACCAUCGGUAAUGGGACCCAUUAUCAAAAUUCCUCGGAUGACGACGGCGGUGUCGGCGACAGCGACGGCGGCGAAGCCUCCGUAGCUGCUCACCCUUCACUCCGCGACAGAUCUAUGUUCGACCUUCCACAACCUUCCGCCGCGCCCGGACUUCCCUCUGCUUUUGACGCCUUCUCCGAAGUUUCUGGGCCGCCUCAAUUUCUGAACAAUAGCGUAGAGGAAUAUAACCCAACUAAAGAAGCUGAUCAACAGCAAGGAAGGCAUGGUGGCCGGAGGCAUCGCAGGGAGAAGAAGGAUUUACCUUCAGGUGCUGUGGUUGAGGCUAAACCUCAGCUUGUUGGAAUCCAUGAACGAGUAAGAAGUGACAUCAAUGGUAGUGAACCACCAUUGCCAGCUGCUUUGGGUGCAUCAUCAGGAGGCAAGAAGGUGGCAACUGCAACCAAUCCUAAUGCCGAAGAUGCUGCAGACCUUUUGAGAAUGUGCUUGCAGUGUGGGAUUCCCAAGACAUUUUCCGGUGCACGAGGAAUGGUAUGCCCUGUGUGUGGCGAUCGCCCUCCGCAGGAUCCAAGCGUGGAGUCUAAGAAGAAAGGAUCAACUAUUAAAGACAAGGAAAAAUCCAAAAGGAUGAAGGGCCAGUCAUCUCAUGCAACUUGGAAAAGUGAAACAGAGAUGCAGUUAAGACAGCAGUAUGAUUAACAAUAUCAAAGGAUAUCAAGAUCCCUACUUAAUGUACCACCAUGCCACUGAGUCUGACCACAUUGUUACAACUGGAAUACCAUUUGUGGUCAAGAGUGUUGACAAAGAAUCGAAUGAAAGUAGUUUAGGCUCUGUAGUUUACCCUAUGCUUGUGUACCACUAAUGAUGAGUGAUGUACCUUUUCUUGAUUGUAGAGUUGCAUUGCACAUAUUGGUUACAUUACACCAUAUAUUGGUUUCUGGCUUGAUGAUAUGUCGAGUAUAUAUAUAUAUU